GCUCUCAGUCUGUCGGCUACCUUUGCUGUGGUAAUUUGGAUAAGGGAACUUAAAAAUUCUGAACAGUUCAUUAUGCUACGCUUAGCCACUCAAUUAGUCAGACAGAACUCGAACCGGAAUAAUCUACUUACCACGGUUAGAUUUCUAACAGCAGCUGCUCAACCCAAACAAAAUGCCGAACCAGAUCUGCCAAACACAUCUUUCAUGUCGAAUGUCUUCCGAGGGGAUGUCGUACCGGUGCAGGUCUUUCCAUACCCGGAACCUACGGAGGACCAGAAGGAGCUGAUACACGAUAUGAUAGAUCCGAUUCACAGAUUCUUCCGCCACGAACACAACCCCAUCGAAGCGGAGAGAAACGGCUGCCCGGAUCCGGACACCGUGGAUGCGAUGUGGAAGAUGGGUUUGUUCGGUACGGUAGCUCCCGCAGAGUACGGCGGACUGGGAGCAUCGACUACAAUGUACGCAACACUAGCAGAUGCCGUCGGGGCGGUAGAUCUGGGACUGGGAGUGUACAUUGGAGCACAUCAGAGUAUUGGUUGGAAGGCUAUACAGUUGUAUGGGUCGGAAGAACAAAAGAAGAAGUACUUGCCACGGGUGACGAAGGGAAGAACGCUGGCGGCACUCGCCCUGACCGAGCCGAGUACGGGGUCAGAUAUAAAUUCGGUCAAAAUGAGAGCUGUUAGAAGUGGUUGUGGAAAGUAUUAUACGUUGAACGGUUCCAAAAUUUGGAUUUCCGGAGGAAAUGAGGCCGGCAUUUUUACAGUUUUUGCUCGGACCGAGGUGUUGGAUGAUAAAUCGGGCGGGAUCAAAGAUAAGAUUACUGCAUUUAUAGUGGAACGAGAUUUUGAAGGUGUUUCCAGUGGUCCACCGGAGGAAAAGAUGGGUAUUGUAGUGUCGGGUACAAGUUCUGUGUUCUUCGACGAUGUACGUGUCCCGGUGGAGAAUGUUCUUGGUGGUGAAGGGAACGGGUUUAAGGUAGCUGUAACUACACUGAAUACUGGCCGAUUCGGAAUGGGUGGAAGCAUGUCCGGGAUGAUGCGAACGUGUAUUCAGAAGGCAACGGAACAUGCCACCAAGAGGGUUCAGUUUGGACGAAAAUUGAUAGACUUUGGUAACGUGCAAGAGAAGCUGGCUCGCAUGGCUAUGUACCAGUAUGUGACGCAAUCGAUGGUCUACAUGAUCGUCGGUAAUAUCGACAGCAGUUUCAAGGACUAUCAACUGGAAGCGGCUAUUUCGAAGGUGUUUUCAUCGGAGUCUGCAUUCUUGGUGUGCGAUGAAGCGAUUCAAAUUCUCGGUGGGAAUGGAUACAUGAAGGGAAGUGGCUUGGAAAAGUUUCUUCGAGAUGUCAGAGUUUUUCGAAUCUUCGAGGGAGCCAAUGACGUGCUGAGAAUGUUUAUUGCUCUUACUGGAGCGAAAUAUGCUGGUUCGCAGUUAAAGGAACUGCAGCGGGCAGUUGAAAAACCAGCUGCCAAUUUGGGUUUGAUUUUCAGGGAAGGAUCUCGUCGCGUGGCUCGUACUAUCGGAAUCCAGAAUGGGAACGAUAUAAGCGAAUACGUCGCUGGUCCUCUCAAGGUAUCGGCUCAGCGAUGUACCGAGAGUGUAAAAAUGUUUGGAAAAACAGUACAAUCAUGUUUGAUAAAACAUGGAAAGGGUAUCGCAGAGCAGCAGUUUAUUUUGAAACGAUUGGCAGAUAGCGCUAUCGAUAUCUACGGCAUGACUAGCGUGCUUUCACGUGCAACCAGAGCGAUUGAAAUAGGCCUACCUUCGGCAGAACAUGAACAAUUGCUGGCUAUUGCAUGGAGUGUCGAGGCUAGUGAUCGAGUUCACUCGAACCUUCAGCAGAUUAAUUCAGGGCACUUCUCGAAGUAUUGCGACACAUUGAGCAGAAUCGCCCGAAACGUGAGUGACACUGGAGGAGUUGUACAGCAACUGCCACUUGAACCGUUGCAGUGAGCCAUUCCGACUAAGUAACUUAUCUCAACAAGCGCAACAGCACACGAACAUAUUCAAAAUGCAGCGGGGGCCAAUGUCCUCGCAGUUCAAAGGCUGUGACGAACGAACGGAACAAUACCAAAGCCGAGCUUGAUAAAAGAUUGAUGACAUCACGUUUUACAGUGGAUUAUCGCUAUCGGACACAGACAGAAAUAAGCUCGAAUAAAAUUAUGUACACGACUUUUGUAGUUCUUAGUAUCUGCGGUUCAGUAUCAGUGCUGUGAGCGAAUCGGAUAGAUAUA
This is a messenger RNA of Topomyia yanbarensis, 2234 nucleotides long. RefSeq names its product very long-chain specific acyl-CoA dehydrogenase, mitochondrial-like. The record is from RefSeq and is a predicted model, not a curated record. NCBI's taxonomy places the organism in Eukaryota, Metazoa, Arthropoda, Insecta, Diptera, Culicidae. Gene Ontology annotation, molecular function: flavin adenine dinucleotide binding; fatty-acyl-CoA binding; very-long-chain fatty acyl-CoA dehydrogenase activity. The transcript has 3 exons. The coding region runs from base 73 to 1953 and encodes 626 amino acids.